GGGCUACACUCUUCGAGAGAAAGCAUUUUUCUUAUUUUUAUUAAAUUAAAGAAAAUCCAAAUUAAUCCGUUCUUGAUUUUUUCCUCCAUUCCCGUUUUUCAGUUAUGCGGUUAAGAAGCUAAGCUGGCCAGCACUAAUUUAAGGUGAAGAGGAGAGGAAUUUAGAUCAAGCAGCGCAGUUUUUGUCAGUUGGAGUUGAUCACAGAGCAAACCCCUUUCCUCGACUGCGAGCUUCCACUGUUCCUCCUUCGAUUCCUCAGGUUGAAGAUUAGUCUGCUGCGAAGGAGACUUGGAACCAGUGGAAUUGAUCCCUCAUUUUGAUAUUGAGGAGAAGGGAAGAUGAUUUCUGCAGAAGAGAGUGAUGAUGCGGCUCAAGUUCCGUCAACGCCAAAAAAGAUAUACAAGGAUCCUGAUGAUGGCCGCCAAAGGUUAUUGCUUGAAUUGGAGUUCGUUCAGUGUCUAGCUAAUCCAACCUACAUUCAUUAUUUGGCUCAGAAUCGUUAUUUUGAAGAUGAAGCCUUCAUUGGUUACUUGAAAUACAUUCAAUACUGGCAGCAGCCGGAGUACAUAAAAUUUAUAAUGUACCCUCAUUGCCUUUACUUUCUUGAACUUCUCCAAAAUGCAAAUUUCCGUAAUGCGAUGGCACAUCCAGGAAGCAAGGAAUUGGCGCAUAGGCAGCAAUUCUUUUUCUGGAAAAGCUACAGGAAUAAUCGGUUGAAACACAUCUUACCUCGGCCUCUUCCUGAACCCACUGCAGCACCUCCAGCCUCAGCCCCACCUCCAGUGCCUGUCCCCACUACAACUGUUGCUGUUGCUCCUCCUUCUGCUUCUGUUCCUGCUCCUGCAUCAGCCCUUUCUCCUAUGCAAUAUGCCUCGUCGCCUGCCUCUGCUCUCCAGAAAAAUGACAUAAGGAAUACUGGGGUUGACCGGAGGAAGAGAAAGAAAGAAGGUUGAAUUGGGUUCUUGACAUGCUUGGUAAGGUAAGGCAGAUGAUGCUUGCUACAAUCUAGUUGAGGUAAGCUCUAUGCCCUUACAUGUUUAUUUGUUGAAGAGAUUAAAGUGGCACAAGCAAACUAAUUAUUGUUAAUGAAAAUCAUUUGAUAUAAAGUAACAUGUGAUUUGACAUUUGUAAAUUUCUAAGAUAUAUUAUGAAAAUGAAAAUGACGCUUGAUUAUUGUUGUGUGCAGCUAAGUUUAGUAAGAAGAAAAAUGGUAGUAUUGCAAUCCGAAUAAUUCCUUCCCCUUUCGAAUACUGUACAAUCCACAUGUAUUGAAGGGAAAUGGUGCCUCACUGCCUCCUAUUCUUAUAGAUGAAAAGAGGAGGAGCUGUAAAAAGUCUGUUCUUCUCCUACUCAAGCAGCAUGUUAGACACAUAUUUUGUUGUAUCCAAGUGUCUGGAUUAAGUCUGCUUUUAGUAAGGCAGGCUACCCAGUCUGUCACCUGAAAUAUAAAAUCUCCUCUCCUGCCACACUGUGUUUCUUAUGAGGACAACUUGACCUAGGUUUCUCUUUUAGCAGAUUCAGCAACUUGCUGAGACCUUUUUAAGUACUUAAUAUUCUUAUAUUUGUUAACUUUUAGUUGAAAUAUGGCUCAUUUUAAAUUCCCGCUGGUUUUUGUUUUAACCUUGCUUGAAAAAGAAAUUUUUGAAAUUUAAAUCAUGUGGCUGUUGGCCACAUAUUUCCUCAAAAGCAAUAAAUUGAGAUCUCAACUUCUUGAAUAGUUGAACUUCUUCAAUUUGUUCCUUUUUGUGAAUAACUAUUCAAACUGAAUUGGAUUGUCCAAGUUUGGAUUUACGUAUAGGUUUCUGAUGUACCGUGGUUUUUUUCUGUGCUAGAUGCUUAUGUUGGUUUAUGGGUAAUGAUGAUAGUUGCUACUACACCUCUCAGAAUGAGAAUAAGUUCUAUGAUCAGAUUGGCUACUAUCUGAACCCUUUGGAAUUUUUAAUUCAAUCCAUGAAUUGGGAUAUAGUUUUUAAUUAUUUCCUUUGUAAUCAUUGUGGUCCGCACAGCCUUUUCUCAUUCAUGCUUCAUUCUUGUUGGAAUUGUAUAGGGUCAUUCAUGUUAUGUUUCACUAUAAUUUUCUCUCCCCUCCCCCUUUUUUUUUUUUUGGGGGGGGGGGGGGGAGGGAGAAAGAAAAGAAAAGAAGACGUUUAGUUGUGUUCUAUGAAUUUUUGGCUAUUAAUUCUUGUUGGCAAGGCCAGUACCCUGGAGGAAAUCAUGUUGAUGCUGACAAUACUGAGAGGUCUGGUAUAUUCUCUGCUUCAUUCAGGAAGUAGAGAAUUAAGUCAGUGCUUUGCAUUACGACAACCCAAAGUUCAGGUAAUUUUGGAUAGGGUAGUUAUCCAUGUAACAUCGAAGGGUGAUAUUUCCAAAAAUCAUUUGACAAAUCUGAGCCAUCCAUAUCUAUGCUUUCUUUUUUAAUCUAAACUGUCUAUUCUCACUUAGAGUUGGGAGAGUGCACAAUAAUGUCUAAAGUACUAGUACACAUACAUGGACAUACAUGGGAUUUGUGCCAAUAAAAAACGGGGUACUUGAUUGAAUUAGACUCUGAAAUAUGACACAUUGCUAAUCUAGAUCAUGUCCUCUCUAUCCCAUGAUCGGAUUGUACAUAUCAUUUGUCCACAUUGUAGAGUAAAUGCUUUGUGAUAUUUGGAAAAAUAACAUAUCUUUGUGACAAUAAUAAUUCAUCUUUUGGAUAGUAAUACUCUUGUCAUUGUGCUGUAAUCUGUAUGUAAUUUGUGUGAUCGACAGACUCUUAUUUUAUCAGAUUAUUUAAGUCAUUCUGUGCUGUGAAUCUCAUGUUUUGGCAGAACAAUGAUUACAUGUGUUGUUUUUGAAAAAUUCAAUGCUGCACCCAUUAGGUUCAUAUUGGACAAUUCCAGUUCCAUUCUUCAUUAACCUGUACCUGACUGCCAAGAUCUCCUGUAAUGAAUACCACUGAUGAUCUCACAUUUUUGGAUGACCUGUUUCGUGUGCAACUUUAGUCCAAUAUAAAUAUUGGUUUUGAGAUUCAUGUUGGUACUCCUGCGUUUUUUGCAGGCUUUCUAUCGAUGGGAGACUGGAGUUAAACGGGUUUCUAAAGCUGAACUCUUGCAGAGAGCAUGUUCAUAACAAGCCCUGGUAGACAUUGUCUCUGUGCAAGUCCUCCUUGGCUUUCCAAUCCAGUUGUUUACGAUUUGUGUCUCAGUUGACCAAUGCAAUUCAGAAAUUAUGGAUGUGCUUGUAUCAGCUGUUUUAUGAAGGCUAAUGUACUAUCUGGAAGUGGUUGUUGAAUCACUUUAUUUGGGAUUAUGUGAAAGAACGUAUAUGCAAUACCAGUUAGUUCUAAUAAAAUUUGCUUUUGACAUAGAAA
Molecule: messenger RNA, 3349 nt
Organism: Macadamia integrifolia
Lineage: Eukaryota; Viridiplantae; Streptophyta; Magnoliopsida; Proteales; Proteaceae
Product: mediator of RNA polymerase II transcription subunit 31-like
Exons: 7
Coding region: 339-953 (204 amino acids)
Biological process (GO): regulation of transcription by RNA polymerase II
Cellular component (GO): mediator complex; core mediator complex
Molecular function (GO): transcription coregulator activity
Source: RefSeq, a predicted model, not a curated record